Molecule: messenger RNA, 555 nt
Organism: Pelobates cultripes (western spadefoot toad)
Lineage: Eukaryota; Metazoa; Chordata; Amphibia; Anura; Pelobatidae
Source: the annotation of a GenBank genome assembly
AUGGUGGCGCCAGCUCAGAUGGCCUCAAUUUUCCCGCUCCCACGGAGAACGAGCCAGACUCUGACAGGCUCACGAAAAGCCAUCUACAAAUGCUCUAUCACAAAAACUAAUCACAUCAUGGCAGCACUCGAUGGACUUGGGAAACGUACCUCCCAUGUGGAAUCAAAGAUGGAGAAUUUCGCCUCUGCACACAAUGACCUGGCCACACACGUGGAACAGUUGGAACAAAAAUUGGUAAAAUUAGCGGACCUUGUAGACAGAGCUCACAGGAACAAUUUGCGCCUCUGGGGAAUAUUCAAAACGAUUCUACCAGAAAAUUUACAAGCCUAUGUCAGUGGCAUCCUCCAAGCCUACGCACCAGAAAUACUGGCAGACAUGUUACUCAUCGACAGGAUACACUGUCUACCACGUCCAAGAUUCCUCCCAGACACCACUCCAAGAGAUGUGCUGGUGCGUGCCCAUUAUUACCACAUCAAAGAGCACGUACUGCGAGCCGGAACAAGGGGAAACCUCCGGCAAAUUUUCCUAAUGUCAAGCUGUUUGCGGAUUUAUUAG